Macaca mulatta (Rhesus monkey) is the source of this 3166-nucleotide messenger RNA. It is a transcript of the gene OSBPL9, whose product is annotated as oxysterol binding protein like 9. Gene Ontology annotation, molecular function: sterol binding. The record is from RefSeq and is a predicted model, not a curated record. Gene Ontology annotation, cellular component: cytosol; membrane; Golgi apparatus. Lineage: Eukaryota; Metazoa; Chordata; Mammalia; Primates; Cercopithecidae.
AUUGUAAAUAAUCUUAAUAGCAGUAUUCGCGUUUGCAUUCUCGCAUCCCUGGCAAUGGAGUCCUACACACAAUAGGCGCCCAAAGAAAGCAUGUUUGACUUGAUCGCUGGGAGCAUCCGCCGGCACCGCCCAGGACCCGCCCCGAACCCGCCCCGCCCCCUGUAGCCCCGCCCCCCGCAUGCUGAAUGCCAUAUAGGCGAGUGACGUCAGGCCGUUUGUUGUCAUUGGCGGCUCCCAAGAUGGCGUCCAUCAUGGAAGGGCCGCUGAGCAAAUGGACUAACGUGAUGAAGGGCUGGCAGUACCGUUGGUUCGUGCUGGACUACAAUGCAGGACUGCUUUCCUACUACACGUCCAAGGACAAAAUGAUGAGAGGCUCUCGCAGAGGAUGUGUUAGACUCAGAGGAGCUGUGAUUGGUAUAGACGAUGAGGACGACAGCACCUUCACAAUAACUGUUGAUCAGAAAACCUUCCAUUUCCAGGCUCGUGAUGCUGAUGAGCGAGAGAAGUGGAUCCAUGCCUUAGAAGAAACGAUUCUUCGACAUACUCUUCAGCUUCAAAUCAGUACCACACUUGCUUUUUUCCAGUCUUCUGGUAUCUCUCCAGUUCUUGAAUUUUCAAAAAUAAUUGGUUUGGAUUCAGGAUUUGUUCCUAGUGUCCAAGAUUUUGAUAAGAAACUUACAGAAGCUGACGCUUACCUACAAAUCUUGAUUGAACAAUUAAAGCUCUUUGAUGACAAGCUUCAAAACUGCAAAGAAGAUGAACAGAGAAAGAAAAUUGAAACUCUCAAAGAGACAACAAAUAGCAUGGUAGAAUCAAUUAAACACUGCAUUGUGUUGCUGCAGAUUGCCAAAGACCAGAGUAAUGUGGAGAAGCACGCAGAUGGAAUGAUAAGUACUAUUAAUCCUGUAGAUGCAAUAUAUCAACCGAGUCCUUUGGAACCUGUGAUCAGCACAAUGCCUUCCCAGACUGUGUUACCUCCAGAACCUGUUCAGUUGUGUAAGUCAGAGCAGCGUCCAUCUUCCCUCCCAGUUGGACCUGUGUUGGCUACCUUGGGACAUCAUCAGACUCCUACACCAAAUAGUACAGGCAGUGGCCAUUCACCACCAAGUAGCAGUCUCACUUCUCCAAGCCAUGUGAACUUGUCUCCAAAUACAGUCCCAGAGUUCUCUUACUCCAGCAGUGAAGAUGAAUUUUAUGAUGCCGAUGAAUUCCAUCAAAGUGGCUCAUCCCCAAAGCGCUUAAUAGAUUCUUCUGGAUCUGCCUCGGUCCUGACACACAGCAGCUCGGGAAAUAGUCUGAAACGCCCAGAUACCACAGAAUCACUUAAUUCUUCCAUGUCCAAUGGAACAAGUGAUGCUGACCUUUUCGAUUCACAUGAUGACAGAGAUGAUGACGCGGAGGCAGGGUCUGUGGAGGAGCACAAAAGUGUUAUCAUGCAUCUUUUGUCACAGGUUAGGCUUGGAAUGGAUCUUACUAAGGUAGUUCUUCCAACGUUUAUUCUUGAAAGAAGAUCUCUUUUAGAAAUGUAUGCAGACUUUUUUGCACAUCCGGACCUGUUUGUGAGCAUUAGUGACCAGAAGGAUCCCAAGGAUCGAAUGGUUCAGGUUGUGAAAUGGUACCUCUCAGCCUUUCAUGCAGGAAGGAAAGGAUCAGUUGCCAAAAAGCCAUACAAUCCCAUUUUGGGCGAGAUUUUUCAGUGUCAUUGGACAUUACCAAAUGAUACUGAAGAGAACACUGAACUAGUUUCAGAAGGACCAGUUCCCUGGGUUUCCAAAAACAGUGUAACAUUCGUGGCUGAGCAGGUUUCCCAUCAUCCACCCAUUUCAGCCUUUUAUGCUGAGUGUUUUAACAAGAAGAUACAAUUCAAUGCUCAUAUCUGGACCAAAUCAAAGUUCCUUGGGAUGUCAAUUGGGGUGCACAACAUAGGGCAGGGCUGUGUCUCAUGUCUAGACUAUGAUGAACAUUACAUUCUCACAUUCCCCAAUGGCUAUGGAAGGUCUAUCCUCACAGUGCCCUGGGUGGAAUUAGGAGGAGAAUGCAAUAUUAAUUGUUCCAAAACAGGCUAUAGUGCAAAUAUCAUCUUCCACACUAAACCCUUCUAUGGGGGCAAGAAGCACAGAAUUACUGCUGAGAUUUUUUCUCCAAAUGACAAGAAGUCUUUUUGCUCAAUUGAAGGGGAAUGGAAUGGUGUGAUGUAUGCAAAAUAUGCAACAGGGGAAAAUACAGUCUUUGUAGAUACCAAGAAGUUGCCUAUAAUCAAGAAGAAAGUGAGGAAGUUGGAAGAUCAGAAUGAGUAUGAAUCCCGCAGCCUUUGGAAGGAUGUCACUUUCAACUUAAAAAUCAGAGACAUUGAUGCAGCAACUGAAGCAAAGCACAGGCUUGAAGAAAGACAAAGAGCAGAAGCCCGAGAAAGGAAAGAGAAGGAGAUUCAGUGGGAGACAAGGUUAUUUCAUGAAGAUGGAGAAUGCUGGGUUUAUGAUGAACCAUUACUGAAACGUCUUGGUGCUGCCAAGCAUUAGGUUGGAAGAUGCAAAGUUUAUACCUGAUGAUCAGGGCAGUAGGCAUAAUUCAGCAACAAACAAUCUUCCUUUGGGAGAAACCUGUUCACUCCCUUCUAAUUACAGUGGUUCCUAUCUCAGGGAUACUGGACUUUCUGACGCAAAUGAACAAUUAAGGGGAAAAGCUUCCCUUUUCCCUCUGUGGCAGUUACGAUUUUGAUUUCAGUCCUGAGAAAAACUUCAGGUUUUGAAAACCAGAUGAUGUCUUCUCCUUUUCCAAACACCACACGUUGAAAGCAUUUAUAAAUCCAAGUCUGAAACUGCACUCUAGUUCUGCUGUUAAGAUAUACAACCUGUUUCUUAGUUCAUAUAAUCUCGGGAUACACACACAUACACAUACACACACAUACAUAUAUAUAAAAUAUACCUGAUGCCAGAUUUUUUCAUAAAUAUUCUGCCUACUGUAAAUAUGGGUUCCUCUGAGUUGUUUUAGAAAAUUAGUGCAAUGCAUUAAAAUCAAGUGUUAGGAAAUUUCAUGGUCUUACUUAAAAUAACUUUUAUUUUGGAACUGAACUAUUAUUAAAUUGUAUCUAAUCCUGGAUUACAGUUUAAUUAAUUAUUCUUAGUGCUUCUUAAGGCUUCAUAAAGUAAUUUUUCCAACCUUUUUU